This is a messenger RNA of Physcomitrium patens, 4619 nucleotides long. RefSeq lists its product as uncharacterized. Lineage: Eukaryota; Viridiplantae; Streptophyta; Bryopsida; Funariales; Funariaceae. The record is from RefSeq and is a predicted model, not a curated record.
CUGGGUAGGGUGGGUAAUGCUGUCUGUACUCCGCCUGGCAACGGAUGUUGGCCUGCAGCUGGUCGAUCGACUCAGCGCGUGUAUAAGGCUUUGCAAGGGCCUUGGCAAUCAUGCAGAGUGGGGUCCAGAGGUGCAGAGAUUGCGAGAGGAGGAAAGAGUGUGGAGAGCUGGAAGACCUGAUGAACAUUGUCAACGUAAAGUAAAAUACCGGCUCCGGACUUGUGUUUUUGGCUGGCCCAUGAGCACCUCGGGGCGACGACGACGACGACGGUUCUGUGUAGAGGUUCCAAUUGAUGCUGCUGCGGUCCACAGUGUACCGGGCUCAUCAUGUCCAGGUUGCAGGGUGGUGCCCGACGAUUCUGAUUCCAACACCAGUUCGCAGGCAUAAUUCACCAUCUUGGAAACGGUCGGCAUGAUACAGUUUUGCAGAGUGUGAGUGUUUGGUCGUGGUUAUUUAAGGUCGUACCAGUUGAUGAAAAAUUAACCUGUGUGUCAAGGAGGUCGACUUAAGCUUGGCUUUACUGCGGGCGAUCGACUGAUCGAAAACGUGCAUCCCGGGAGACAAGACCUGUCUGCUCAUGCUCGGGAUCAUUGGAAAGGGGUCAGAGAGUACCAUCCAUGGAAUCAUCAGCUUGCUGCUACCUCGUUAUGAAGCCAAACGGCACUUUUCCGGGGACUACAUUGAUCGAGUGAGACAAAUAGCAAAAAAAUGAAAAGAAAAAUAAAGGAAAUACAAAGAAGAAUACCAAUCGAAGUAAUUUGGCAGGUUCGGAUUCCGUUGUGACUCAUCUGAGUGCUCCGAAACAAUGUCACCUCGUUCAGUGAAGAUUUUCGCGGGAUUUCUCCGGCGCACAGUCGAAGACGUCGUUUUCGAAGCGCCAGAAAGCUCGGAUGCCUCUAAUUAAGUGAGCGAAGCGGGCCGGGGCGAAAGCUGUCACAAAUAGAGAUCGGCCACGGUCUUCACCAAGUCAGCCUGCAUACACAUGCUAAACCUUGGGCUCCCGGUCCCACUCUGGUUAAGUUUCUUCUCCCAUUUACAAUCCUAUUCAAGGCGGAUCGCGUGCGACUGCUUCAGAGAGGACAUAUUCUCUCGCAUGCGCGUCUCGAUCAACCUCAGGGUUUCAUGACGUGAUCGGAACCACCAGCGCUUGAGCGCAUAAUGCCUCCGACAGGGAAACAGAGAGAGAGAGAGAGAGAGAGAGAGAGAGAGUAAUUCAAAUCCUUGCCUUGAAGAGCUUCAUGCAUUCUCUUUCGGAGCCCAUUCAGGCAAUGGGUCCAGCUGCUAGCCGGUCGGAAAGGGAACCAUUACUGGAAGGACUUGCCCACAGGAGGUGAUCAUGAGUGGCGACUCCCUUUACGAUCUUCCAGCUAGACGAUAAACAUAAAUUGAGAAGAAUGGAAUGGAAGGGGAAUUUGGUUAUGGUUUUAUUUCUCUGCUGCUCUAUGCCAUGACAUCAUUGUCUCUCGGAAACAGUAGGAGUACCUGCGAAAUCUUGCUCCAUAAACUCUCAGAGAUCAUCAAGAAUUGGCCUUCUGGGCUCUUCUAGGUUCUUGUAACUCCAGGGUUAGCUUAAUUAGCACUGAUUAAGUGUUUCGGAGGAGGUGGCGUGUGCAUCUGGUUCGGGUGGUUCAUGACAUAGGCACUGCUACUGUUGAGUUCAGAGGAGAUUUUGCGUUGCAGUCUCGCUAGUCUGAUCGGUUCUGAACAUACAGGAACGUCGUGGCUCCUGCCCAUCGUCUAAGGGUUAUAUCAAGUUGCGCAUGAUAGAUGCCGUGGAGUCGGGCUUCUAUGGUACGUAGGUUGUAGAGUGCAACUUAAAAAUAGUGAUCAUCUAGUUCGAGGAAGAUCAUUUCUUGAGUUGAAUCGCAGGUGUUUCCAGACGAGUUCAGAAUCUCGUGACGGUCGCCGGCCGUGGUAGUCAAGCGAAUUGAGUUUUGGGUUCGGAUGCUCUAGUCGCAUUUCAGCGCUACCGGCAUCGUUGGAGUGCAGUUAGACCCUAGCUCAAGACUACGGGAGUGCGAAUUCAUGCCAUUUAUCAGCAGCUCAAGUCGAUAUAAUUGAUCCUAAUGUAGAAGUGCUCAAUAAAUAGUUAGAAGUCUAGUUGCGAAGCCGCAGUGCUGAUUCUGUUGUCCAACAGGAAAUCAAUUCUUAGCGAUUGUGGAGGCGCUGCUAUAGAGACCUGAUGACACAAGAAGAAUUAGAUAUUAAGAAAGGUAGACGAGCUGGAGAUCAACAGGGGUAGGAGAUAUAAGGAUCAUGGGCCGUCAUUCGUGUUGUCACAAACAAAAACUGAAGAAGGGGCUCUGGUCUCCUGAAGAAGAUGAGAAACUGGUGCGCUACGUAACCAAGCAUGGCCAUGGCUGCUGGAGCGUCGUCCCAAAACAAGCUGGUCUUCAACGGUGUGGAAAGAGCUGCAGACUGCGGUGGAUAAAUUAUCUCCGACCGGAUUUGAAACGAGGAGUGUUUUCAGCGGCAGAAGAGAAUUUGAUCAUCGACUUACAUGCUGUUCUUGGUAACAGGUGGUCUCAGAUUGCAACUCAGUUACCAGGCCGCACCGACAACGAAAUCAAAAACUUCUGGAACUCCUGUAUCAAGAAGAAGCUUCGCAACAUCGGCAUCGACCCUAGCACACACAAGCUGGUUGGCUCAGACUCAUCGGCGUUCCUCGGUGAGAGUUCCUCUAGCGAGAUCAACCCCAAAAGCGAAUGCCACAGAUCAACCUCCUCGAACUCGCACGUCAUCACCGGUAGCUCCACGGGGUUUGUCAGGUUCACCAAUAGCGAGUUCAAAGCGCAGUCGCUAUUCCACCCGCAAGCUUCCCACAACCCCUUCAUCCCCAUGGAAGAGGUGAUGUACAAUCCAACCAGAAGUCUUAUCCACCAGCAGCCCCCUAGAGAUAGACAUUUCAUGGGCUUCAACCAGCUACAGGGGAACGGGUUGUCUACCGACAAUCUUCUUGAGCGGCUCAUGAUGACCGGGAAGCACAGCCGGGGGCUGCCUCCGAAGGCGCCUUCGUGGAUGCCGCACCUGACUGGUAGCCUCGAUCGGGAUGACAAUGGGCCGAAGCCCAUCCAUCAGCCUUCCACACUGGUACCGCCAGCUUUCAACCCCGUCUUCUGGCUGUUGCAAUCGGGAGCUGUGUCCUCUUCCGAACCCGGAGGUGGGGGCAGUGACCCAUUUCCUGUGCAUGCCCAGCAUGGAGCUCCCGAGAUUGAGAUGCGGCUGGGUCCCUUCGCUCCGAAUUCAUCUGGAACAUCCCAUGACUACCACGGUGGGAGCUUCCAGGAUUUGUUGCAGGACCCAGGAGACUUGAGCUCUAUCACUGCAAAUCUGCAGCUGCGGUCGGGGGCGGGACCAGCUCAUGAAGAUGCCGUGAACGUCGGCAAUGCUCGCGUUCAGCGACCGUUUCGGUGGGAGGGGCACAAUGGCAGUGAACCGAGCAGUAGCAGCACCAGCAAUGAGACGGGUAUUAGUCCCCCUGGCAGUCAUCUCAUGUUCCAGGAGACUGGUGGCAACCAACCCUGGUCAAGUGCUGAUACCGAUCCCUCGCCAAGCGCCCUCAAAUCUUGUAGUCUUUCAGCUCAGACGACAGAAGAGCCAUCCACUAGGAGUCGCUUCUCCUCAAAUCACGAACCUUCGGAUUGCGAUACAGUCAUGAAAUGGUGUGCGUUGCUGCCAACGCAGGGGCAGAACCAUUGCAUUGAUCAGUUGCCUGCCUCGGCGAGAAAUGCACCAGUUCAACAUCACGAGCACAAUCCUCGUCAGAAUCAUGCAGACCAGCUGAGCCAGUCCCAAAUGGACCAUCCACUGGGGAAUGGUUCGUCUGGCAAUGUGCAGUUCACGCUCACCUCGCAUUGCAUGAACUGGCAGAUGCACGCAAGUCAUGGAGGGCAAGAUGCCAUGUUCGAUUCCGUGGCACCCAUGUCACAGGAACUGCAACGAAUGGCUGCCGUUCUCGAUCAGAUCUGACCUCUUAUCGGGUCACGUAAUGUAACAAUAUAAGAUCUAGAGAAGGGGUUGAUUAACUAAUUGCAGAUUGAGUACGGUGUUCAUCAAUUUCAUGGUGAAUCCACAUACUGGCAGAAGCUGUUCAGGUUGACAAAGCCCCUGAAUAUUAUAAAUAAGUUGCUGGGUCAAUUUGGAAGCAGUGACAACCAGGGGGAGGAUUUAAUCAAAUGAAAAAUCCGUCUGCUUCAGGAUGAGUUGUGAGGAUGCAGGGACCUGAUAGAGUGUAGCUUAGCAUAACAUUAAUCCAGAGAUGGCAUUAUCUGAGGUAUUAUCUGAGGUUGCUGCGGUUGCUCCGGCGACCUUGAUCAUAAAUCCAUCGUAAUGAUCAAAUCGUAAAUUAUUCAUCAUCAUAAUACCUAGUACCCACAUCCUUGAACCCCUUACCUCUCUCAAUACUCCAUUCACCUUCUCAACCAAAACACAGUCGAAGAGCACGCUUGUCUGCUCAACUUCACAAGCCUGUUCAGCUAAUCCGUCGUCUCUGACUCAUCUAGAAAUAUCACUUGUCCGCGUCCUAGGGAUUUUUAACGCUGAAGAACUUAACGACGCAGACCUUGUAAAGUUGGAAAUUGCUCCUCUCUUGAAGAGUUCUUUACUACAUUUUCACUCA